Messenger RNA from Sinocyclocheilus anshuiensis, 683 nucleotides. Its product is annotated as 4F2 cell-surface antigen heavy chain-like. The record is from RefSeq and is a predicted model, not a curated record. Lineage: Eukaryota; Metazoa; Chordata; Actinopteri; Cypriniformes; Cyprinidae. The coding region runs from base 62 to 448 and encodes 128 amino acids. The transcript has 3 exons. Gene Ontology annotation, molecular function: aromatic amino acid transmembrane transporter activity; L-alanine transmembrane transporter activity; L-leucine transmembrane transporter activity. Gene Ontology annotation, cellular component: basolateral plasma membrane; apical plasma membrane. Gene Ontology annotation, biological process: L-alanine import across plasma membrane; phenylalanine transport; L-leucine import across plasma membrane.
CACACCUGUGUUCAGCGCUGGAGAUGAGGUCGGACUGAAUGCUGGGGAGAAACCUGAAGCAAUGUGGGACCUGGAAAGUCAAGCAGAAGAUGACAAUGCAACAGCAAAGGAGGAACGUACCGCAGUGCGUGACUUCUUUAAAGCACUCAGUGAUCUGAAAGGAAAAGAACGAUCGCUUCUGCAUGGAGAAUAUGUCAGCCUUUACAGUUCAUCCACUUCAUUAGCAUUUCUCCGCCUUUGGGACCAGAGCGAGCGCUUCCUGGUAGCCUUAAACUGGGGAAAUGACACUGUUACCAUGACACUGACCAAUAGCGACCUGCCCGCUGAGGCGCGAGUCUGUGCUUCCACAGAUACAGAGAAUCUAGCUGUGGAUAGUAAGGUGUCAGUAGAGAAGUUAGAGCUAGGGCCGAAACAGGCUGUUCUGUUGUCUUAUGCUUUUCCUGGCUAGACACACGGACACAGACAGUCCUUAAUGUCUCAGAUGGGUUUCAACACUGUGCACAGGUUUGGAAAGACUUUGUCUUUUGAGUGGAAGAGUUUAUAGUUUUAAUUGUAUUCUCUAAUAGGGAUACUUUUAGGUGCACUAAGCUAUGUGAAAGUUGUUACAGUUGAUGUAUAGGAUAGAAGUUGAUCUCCAUACAGAGACAUGUAGAUCUAAAGCCCCUGAUUUAAUAAUAAAUGAA